AUGGUCCCACUGGAUCUCCUGGCGGAUGAGCGCCAAAGCGAAAUGGCGGUAGCUAGCGUGCGGCGAGAGGGCAGCAUAGCCCUGUGGCAAAGGCGCUGGGACCAAGCCAAAAAGGGGAGCUGGACCAGACGGCUCAUCCCCCAGCUUAGUCCAGAAGGAGAGGCCAGAUCGACCACUAACGGGCUUGGCUGCUUGAAGCGGUAUCUACAGCGGUUCAAGCAUGCCGACGACCCCUACUGCAUUUACUGCGGACCUGGAGUAGACGAAGAAGAAGACGACGAGCACGUCUUUUUGCAUUUUUCCUUCCUCGCCGACUCGCCAAAAAGCUGA
This is a messenger RNA of Drosophila obscura, 330 nucleotides long. RefSeq lists its product as uncharacterized. NCBI's taxonomy places the organism in Eukaryota, Metazoa, Arthropoda, Insecta, Diptera, Drosophilidae. The coding region runs from base 1 to 330 and encodes 109 amino acids. The transcript has a single exon. The record is from RefSeq and is a predicted model, not a curated record.